This is a messenger RNA of Cryptococcus amylolentus CBS 6039, 1849 nucleotides long. Its product is annotated as tubulin alpha-1A chain, variant. The record is from RefSeq and is a predicted model, not a curated record. The transcript has 8 exons. Gene Ontology annotation, biological process: nuclear migration by microtubule mediated pushing forces; nuclear division; microtubule cytoskeleton organization. Gene Ontology annotation, cellular component: microtubule; spindle; nucleus. Lineage: Eukaryota; Fungi; Basidiomycota; Tremellomycetes; Tremellales; Cryptococcaceae. Gene Ontology annotation, molecular function: GTP binding; structural constituent of cytoskeleton. Bases 448 to 1686 code for a protein of 412 amino acids.
CUCCCUCUCCAUCUCCUCCCCCCUCUUACACUCCCACCUCGCCAACGACAGCAGUCUCUCGACCAAUCCUACACCCUCUCGAACGGUCUCUGAUCUGGACUGCAAGCAAACACCGAAUUCUUUGGAACCCUCGUCCCCCAUAUACACCAAACCAUCACCAUGAGAGAAGUCAUCAGUUUGCACGUCGGCCAGGCGGGUGUACAGAUAGGAAACGCAUGCUGGGAGCUGUAUCUAUUAGAACACUCGCUGACUGUGGGUAUCUUUCUUGUCUUUACGAGGGCGUGGGGGCUCGAAGUGUACGAGGGAGAGAAAAAACGGACGAGAGUGUCGAAAUCGCGCGUGUCAGAUCCUCGUGUUUGAUUCACGCGUGUCAGAUUCUCGCGUUCCCAGAUUCGCGCGUGUCAGAUUCAAGUGGGAACUAACUUCGGAUAGCCUGACGGUCGUCUGAUGGAAGGCUCUCCGUCUGCCAACGAUGACGGUUUCUCCACCUUCUUUUCCGAGACCGGAUCCGGCAAGCACGUUCCCCGAUCCCUCUACGUCGACCUUGAGCCCAAUGUCGUGGACGAGGUUCGAACCGGUGCUUACCGAAGCCUUUUCCACCCCGAGACCAUGAUCACUGGCAAGGAAGACGCUGCCAACAACUACGCUCGUGGUCACUACACUGUCGGCAAGGACCUCGUCGACAGCGUUCUCGAGCAAGUCCGACGCCUCGCCGACAACUGUUCCGGUCUUCAGGGAUUCUUUGUCUUCCACUCCUUUGGUGGUGGUACCGGUUCUGGUUUCGGUGCCCUCCUCAUGGAGAGGUUGUCGAUGGACUACGGCAAAAAGUCCAAGCUCGAAUUCUCCGUCUACCCCGCUCCCAAGAUGUCUACCUCCGUGGUCGAGCCUUACAACUCUGUGCUCACUACGCACACUACUCUUGAGCACUCUGACUGUUCCUUCAUGGUUGACAACGAAGCCAUCUACGACAUUUGCCGCAAAAACUUGGGUAUCACCUCUCCUUCUUUCACCAACUUGAACCGUUUGAUCGCCCAGGUUGUAUCCUCCGUCACUGCUUCUCUUCGAUUCGACGGUGACCUCAAUGUCGACCUCAACGAGUUCCAGACCAAUUUGGUUCCCUACCCCCGUAUCCACUUCCCUCUCGCCACUUACGCCCCCGUCAUCUCUGCUGACAAGGCUUUCCACGAGUCCAACUCUGUCUACGAGAUGACCACCGCCUGUUUCGAGUCCAACAACCAGAUGGUCAAGUGCGACCCCCGACAGGGCAAGUACAUGGCUUGUUGCAUGCUCUACCGAGGAGACGUCGUCCCCAAGGACGUCCAGGCCGCUGUCGCCAACAUCCGAACCAAGAGGACUAUCCAGUUCGUCGACUGGUGCCCUACUGGUUUCAAGAUUGGUAUCUGCAACGAGCCUCCCGCGCUUGUCCCCGGUGGCGACCUCGCCAAGGUCUCUCGAUCUCUUUGCAUGCUUUCCAACACUACUUCUAUUGCUACUGCCUGGGCCCGACUUGACAACAAGUUCGACUUGCUCUACUCUAAGCGAGCCUUUGUGCACUGGUACGUUGGAGAGGGUAUGGAGGAGGGAGAGUUCUCUGAGGCCCGAGAGGACCUUGCGGCUCUGGAAAAGGAUUACGAAGAGGUGGGAAUCGACAGCGAGAUGGACAACUUCGAGGAGGAAGAGUACUAAGUGGAAUAAUUGGGUUUUUCAAGCUUUUGAAAAUACCUGAAAAAGUCAUAGCACUCGCCGACAGCCCUAUCUUAAUCUCUUAUUUCUGUCUUUGAUUAUGAAAAAGUACGCCUGGACUGUCUACAGAGUCGUAGCCGAUGAUGUAUAGACUUGGAUCGAUGGG